UGAGCUCUGGUGGUGAGCAGAGCAGCCAUUUUGAGGGGAGCAGGGUAAACAUGUCUCUGAGGAGAUGCUAUUUCUGUGGCUAGCGGAACACACGGGCAGAGCCUGGAGUGACCCGUCAGUGUUGUGUAAUGUCAGAAGACACAGCUGAGCGGCUAUAGGGCGUCCGGACUCUAACCAGCUGUCAGCGGCCUUACUUCCUGCCGCGCCCCCUCCAUGCUGCCGUCUGUCCGGGAUGCUGGGGUGCCCGCUGCCCCGCUACCGGCUCCUGGACCUGGUGUUCGCGGUGUGCGGGACCGUCGCCUUCCUCGUGGACCUGGGCUCGGACGUGUGGAGCGCGGCGUGGUACUACAGGGCGGGUGACACGGUCUGGGCCGUCCUGUAUGUCGGCCUCUACCUCCUCUCGUCCUCCGUGCUGCAGGUACUCAGCUGGGGCUGGUUCUGGGUAGACUGGAAGGACUGGAAUGGAAAGCCGAGAGAGGCACCGGAGCCUGGCAAUGCUGGCAGCGGGGCAAUCAUGGAGAAUGCAACAGGAGGGGCUGCAGGGGCCUGUGGUGACCACCAGACCAGCAACGGAGGAGUGAUGCACAGCAAUGGCACCAAGUACCAGGAGGAUGCCAGACAGGGCACAGCUGCCAGUGUUAUGGAUGCCGUGCCAAUAGACAAGGCUGUGUCAGAAAUAAGUGACUUGAGCUGUGAGACACCUGAACCAUGUACAACUCAGGGAUGUUCUGGGGACAUCCCACUUCAGGACAACCGGACAUCUGCCACCCUUGAGGAGGGUGCCAUACUGUGCCAUGGCUGUACCUACCACAGUGCUGGAGGCACCGAGGACCAGCCGCUGGUGAAGUGCUUCUAUACAUCUAAACUCAUAUUGUGGCCUUCAUGCUUCACCCUGCUGCACAUUCUCCAGCUGGGGUACCUGCUCAGGUGUAUACAUUCACUAGAAGUGGGCAUCGCUGCAUACAGAAAACCAGAUGAUAAGCAGUUUAAGGACUACGCUUACUUCCUAACCCACGACAUCAGCAUGAUGCGACUGAUAGAGACUUUCCUAGAAAACACGCCUCAACUCAUCCUGGUGCUCUAUAUCAUCGUACAAAAAGAAGCAAUAGAGACUUUUCAGUGUUUCAGCAUUUCCAUGUCAUUUAUUUGUAUCAGCUGGGCCAUUUUGGACUACCAUCAAUCACUGAGACUGUUCCUAAAAGGAAAACUGAAGCUUAGCAACUUCUCUUCGGCCAUCUACUACUUAUGGAACUUUUGCCUGAUUUCGUCACGUAUCCUCUGCAUCACACUUUUUACAGUCACCUUCCACUGGUUGGUUGCUCUGCACUUUUUUCUUCUCUGGUCAGUUUUCUUUCUGUGGGCCACUCUGCAGAAGACAACAUUUAUGAAGCACAAAUGCCUGGAGAUUGUCUACAGGGCUACAGUGGCCUUCAUUCUUUACUUCUCAUGGUUUAACAUUGCUGAUGGAAGAACCAUCUACAGAUGUAUUGUCUACAUGGUGUUUAUUGUCAUAGACAGUGUGGUACUUGUUGUGUCUUGGGUAAAAUUUAAGUUCCCAUCCAUUUUGGAUGGGUAUGAAAUGCAUAUUAUUGUGACUAAUAUGGUAUUUCUUGCUGUAGGUGUUCUUUUAAGAGCGCUUUAUUACAAAAAUCUACACCCCACUGUUCUCAAAGAAACAAAACAGUACUACGAUGAACCAGAUGGCAUAGGGGCAAAAACAAAUGGGAGGUUACUUUCAGCAGGUAAGACUGGGCAGCCGACUAAUCACAGAAUGAAGUUUUUGGCAGAGCAAAUAUGCUAGGAACAUUGGCAUUGUACACAGGCAACAGAUCUGUACUAUAUAUUCUAUUAAAAAAAAGGCCCUAUAGACAAAGUACACAAGAUAAUAACAUAGUCUUGAGAGCCAUUCAUACUUUAUGGCUGCUCUAGUGUCUGAUAAAAAACAAGCUACACGCAACAUUUUUUGUCCAGCUGAAAGCCUGCAUGUAUGCCGGAAAGCGCCCGGAUUACCGCUGGAUACCAUUACAGUGAAUGGGAAUUCGGCGGUAUCUGGUUAUGCCAGAUAUGAUGAAUUCUGGCAGUCUGUUCCUCCACCAGAACAGACUGCCGGAGUUCAUAGCGUAAAUGUAAAUCCCUAUUUUUGAACGGAAAUACAGAAGUACCUUCCAUUUUUUGGCGGAUCCAUUGAAAUGAAUAGUUCCAUAUACGGAACGCAAAAAACGUAACGUAACUUUUAUGCAAACACUUUUUAAGGAGAUUAUCUGUUGAGAGUUUGCAUUUUGAGGCUGAGUAACAGCCCCAAAAAAAUAAAUGCCCCUUGCUGUUGGGAGGUCCAACAUUUCUGAUCUCUCUUUCCCACAAACCAUAAUCCAAGGCUGUGGCUACAUCUCAAUAGAAAUGAACACUGCAAGAAAAGUCAUCACACAUCCUGAUUCAUUAGCUCAUCAAUUAAUGCAGAUCAGUCACUGCGCCGUGCUGCCAUGUUGAGGGGCAGUCAUGUGAGAUCAGGUCAGCUGUAGUUUAAAUCGCACACAACAUUGCGGCAGAUUUAGGGAUCCUAAAGAUGGUGUAUAGUUAGACAAGGUUGUCUAGACCUGCACCACAAUUAUCACCGGGGCUCAGGCUGGACAAUAAAUCUGGUGUUUUUUGUUAUUUGCACAUUAAACCACCCCCUUGUUGGGCUAGGCGCAGAUAUUUUCUCUAAACCACACUGCACCACAUUCUGGCAUAUUUUACAUCAGAAUCUAGGUGUAUUCACAUUAGUAAGUGUAGGCCAUAGUGUUAUUUGGCUAAUGCACCGAACACAGGCCCUGAUUUACCACACUGGUUUUGCCUUUAUUUUGGAGUAAAUUGUGACUUUUCAGUUUUUAUUGUAAGACACAAUGAUAAAUGGUCAGAAACAGGCCAAUGUUAUUUUUUGCCCCUGGUAAGUCUGCUUUAGCAGUCCAGCUGUUUUGUGGGCAUUCCUGUGGAGCACUCCACUCCUAAAUGUACCCCCUGAGAAGAUGACAGGAACAAGAUGUGAACCCAGCCUAAUUUAGAAAAUUGUUAUUGUGCACACUCCUGCACUUUAAGUUUUUUUUUUUUUUUCCUGCCAUAACUUGGUCAUGAUGGUUCAUAAAAAACAUGUUCAAAAUGGCAGCGUUAUUUUUAAAAGUCCAGUUUGUACAUCAUAGCCAUCUUAGUGUUAUGGUACAUCCUUGGGUAGGGAUUCCUGCCGAUCCAGUUAUAUCUUUUCAUCUGCACACUAGUGCUCCCAUCCUCCAUUGUCAUUAUUAGGUCUCUACAAAACAAGUAGUGGUCAGAUACCUCUUGUUUAGGAAGUGAUGGUGUAUCUUAGCGAUAAGACACCAGUUCUAAAGGUCCCUUUACAUGGGAUGAUACAGCAGGCAGUUGUCAAGAAGAAAAAAUUCCUCAGCAGAGGAGACCACUGCUAUUACAUGCCGCGAACUCCACUACAGUAUGGGGAGGAGCAAUUGCUCAUCCUCAGAGACGCAUUGUUUGCUGGUAGCAGAGUGUGUUGACAUGGCACAAAUUCUGUCCGCACAAAUGAUCCAUUACCCGGCGAACAAGCGUUUCAUGGAAGAACCUUUUUAGUACUGUAGAUAGAGGCUGUAAUACAGCUUUUGUGAAUGGCAAGCCAGCAGCAACUGCCAUUUUCACAAAUAUUCUGUGGACAGUGGGGGAGAUCUGUGAAAUGUUCCAAAAUGAAAACUGUCCUUAUUGCUUGUAACAACCAAUCACAGUGCUGCUUUAAUUUCAAAUGGUGAUAUUAAAGUAAAAGCACUGCUAAUGGUUGGCAUAGGCAACAGAAGGCCAUUUUCAUAAAUCUGCCCCCUUGUGGCCAUACAUUAGAAGGGGGUGUUCACACGACUGUAAGUGUUUUGUGGUUCAUAAAACAAGGAUACAGAUUGUGUGCACGCUACAUUACUGAGCAGACCCAUUGACGUCAAGGGAUCCGCAUGUUGUGGCCAAGUAUAGGAAUGUCCUAUUUUUUGCGGAACAGCCACACAGACGGGUAAGCAUACAUAACCGGACCACAAAAUGCUUACGGUCAUGUAAAUGCACCCCAAGUGUGUUGGUCCCACCUUUUUUUCUUUUUAAUACUGCUGCAGGACCUCCUGAGUCCUGAAACCAACACUACAUUAUUUUUCCAUAAGUUCUUUAAAAGAACAGCAUACAUUUAAAAUAAAUAUUGUACGGUAUGCUUUACAAUACAAAUGACAGCCAGACUGCAUUGCCUUUGUGAUUAGUUUCACAUUUAAAGGGGUUGUCCAGGGUUAGAAAAACAUGACUACUUUCUUCCAAGAACAGCACCACAGGUUGCAGGCGGUAUUGCAGCCCUGUCUCGACUACAAUGGAGUUAAGCUGCAGUAACAGACACAACCCAUGGACCCCCUGUGCUGCUGUUUUUUUUUAAAGAAAUAGCCAUAUUUAAUCCUGGUCAAGCCCUUUAACAUGGGAGUAGUCACUUCAAUGUGUUUACUAAUGGAAGCAUAUGUUUCCUACUAAAGUGCCUUGUUAUUGCUGGAAACACAUGAUUGUGUGUGUAAUUUUAUAUAUAUAGUGUAACUUCUAUAUUUAUGUGCUUGUAUUUUAUUUUUAUUAUUAAGGAUUACAAAUGACAGUAUUAUAUUUUUAAUAUAUUCUUAUAAAAGCCAUUUUGUGAAAUGUUAAAGAGGAGCUGUCACUUCUCCUGAUGUGUGUUUUAGUAAACUAUUCUAUUCCACGUGAAAUAAGAAUUCUGGAGCAUGUCGAUUUGGAGCUCUGUUGUAUGGUUUCACCGUUAUUCCUCCUAUAUAUACGUAUGAAUAUCAUUCGCAUACACAGUCUUAGAGCACUGCUAAAUGUUCAGGUUUUUUAUGCAGUUUUUAAAAUCCACUUCUGGUUUUGGCUUCAGCAGUGGAUCAUAAAAGGAGAAAAAGUAUAAAGAGUACAGCUGCACUGGUCACAAAGGGUCGCAGAGUAGCGGUGAUCCCAUAGAUAUGAGUCGCAAUAAAGCCAACAGUGCAGGGAUCACUGCUACUCUGCAAUCCUGACAGCGACCGGUUUUGCCGUACCCUUAAGGACAGAUACUACAACUCCACCUUUUGAUUGCUUCAAAAACUGCUUUAAAAAAAAUAAAAAACUGACUGCAUGGCUGUACCCAAACACUGCAAGCAUUGAUUGGAGCUCCCCUAAAUGGUAACACCCAGCUGUCAGUUUAUUAAUAUAUUUCUAGUAGUAAUAAGAUCAGUAGUAAGAAUGAAGAUACUCUAGCAUUGUUACUUCAUGGAAAAACCACUAUUCACUAACCCACCCAGACAGGUCCUCAAUCUUCUCUUUGGUAAAGAAUGCUACUUAAGGGACUAAGCUGCCUUAAAACCUUUUUGGUCUAUCAUAUGUGUAAAUUUUAUUGUUUCAAAUUAAACAAAGAAUUUUU
Molecule: messenger RNA, 5422 nt
Organism: Bufo gargarizans (Asiatic toad)
Lineage: Eukaryota; Metazoa; Chordata; Amphibia; Anura; Bufonidae
Gene: XKR8
Product: XK related 8
Exons: 3
Coding region: 233-1801 (522 amino acids)
Biological process (GO): phosphatidylserine exposure on apoptotic cell surface; apoptotic process involved in development; engulfment of apoptotic cell
Cellular component (GO): plasma membrane
Source: RefSeq, a predicted model, not a curated record